AUGGACACUAAACCAUCUUCCCUCCAUGUGGAGGAGAAUCCGAAGCAACUGAACGAGGUGCUGUUUGAGGGACUGAGCGAUGAAGAGACGAACAAGUUGGAGAAGGGCCCCAUCUUCAUCUGGGGCGGCAUCUUCAUGACCAUGGCAGCCACCAACUUUGCCGGCAUCAUACGUGUUCGUGUUUUUCUUGGCUUUGCGGAGUCGCCGUUCUUUCCGGGUGCUUUACUACUCAUCAGUUCGUGGUAUAAACCGUCGGAAAUCGCAGUGAGAGUGGCGAUUGUCUACUGUGGAAACACCGUUGCGAAUGGCUUUGGUGGGCUCAUCGCAGCCGGUAUUCUGAGUGGAUUGGAUGGGAAGGGAGGGCUGGCUGGCUGGAGGUAUACUUCUCUAGUACAUACUACGAAUCCUACUAAUGAAGAUAGAUGA
Molecule: messenger RNA, 426 nt
Organism: Aspergillus wentii DTO 134E9
Lineage: Eukaryota; Fungi; Ascomycota; Eurotiomycetes; Eurotiales; Aspergillaceae
Exons: 3
Coding region: 1-426 (141 amino acids)
Cellular component (GO): membrane
Molecular function (GO): transmembrane transporter activity
Source: RefSeq, a predicted model, not a curated record